Centruroides sculpturatus (bark scorpion) is the source of this 1991-nucleotide messenger RNA. RefSeq lists its product as uncharacterized. The transcript is spliced from 2 exons. NCBI's taxonomy places the organism in Eukaryota, Metazoa, Arthropoda, Arachnida, Scorpiones, Buthidae. The record is from RefSeq and is a predicted model, not a curated record. The coding region runs from base 127 to 1935 and encodes 602 amino acids. Gene Ontology annotation, molecular function: protein dimerization activity.
GAAAAACCGGUUUAGAAUUUAAAGUUUUCUUGAAGUGAAUUUGUAUUUAUAAGUAACAUGUCGCCGUAGGGAAUGUGUAACUAGUUUAAUAUAUUAUAAGUAAAAUUAUCUUUGCACCUUCUGACAAUGGGCCGCAUCAAAGAAAAUCCUUGCCGAAAAUAUUACGAAUUCCAUCGUGCAGAAAAUAAAAAUAAAUGUAAAAUAUGUGAUUUUUCUAUGACUGGUGAUCACGCAUCUAAUUUGGAAAGGCAUUUAAAGCGAUAUCACUUGAAGGAAUUCGAAGAAAUUCAGCAGAUGAAAAAAAGGAAACUCAACGAACGUAACGAACCGAACUUAAUCGAAUCCAAAUCACAGGAGACGACAAAAUCGACUGCAAACUCAAAUUAUUUGUACGUAAAAUUAGAAAGAAAAACUCUUAUCGAUGCUUGUGUGGAACUGAUAACAGUAAAUGGUUGCUCCUUAGAAUUACUAGAAUAUUCGGGAUUCAGAAAAAUAAUAAAUCCUCUUAUCGAAGCCAUAGGCGAUAAUUUUUCCAUUACUUUGGAUAGUAUACGCCAAAUGAUACCAGACAUGGCAUCGAAAAUAAAGUCUCAUUUAAUCGACAAAAUUCAUAAGAAGAUAAUAUCACUUAAGUUAGAUAUUGCCACUAAAUCGGACCGAUCGGUGUUAGGAGUAAACGUACAAUUUGUAGACCAAGGAAAGAUACACCUGCACACCCUCUCGAUAAAAGAGUUGAAAGAUAGACAUCCGAAUCAUUUGAAAAAUACAGUGUACCAAAUUUUAGAAAGAUAUUAUAUUUCUCCUCAUCAGAUAUAUACAAUUAUAACCGAUAACGGAGCGGGCAUGUUAACAGGCGAACAAGACGAAUACAAUAGAGAAUACGAGAAUUUCCAAAUCAGUUUAAACGACGAAUGUUAUACAAGCCGUUUAGUUGGAGUGAAAUGUGUAAUACAGGAAUUUCACUCGUCUGUAGAGGAUGCCAUCAACAAUCCCGAGAUGGAGGAAUUCUUCAGCGAGUGCAGAGAACUGGUUCGACAACUUCGCAUUUCGUCGUUGAAUGCCAGCUUUGAAGAGAAUAAUAUAAAGCAACCUAAUUUAGAUUGUUAUUCUAAUUGGUACAGCACGUAUAGAAUGUUGGAUUCGCUGUCAUACUGUCAAAGUUUGUGUAAUGCGUUAGCGGCCAGCGAUUUACUUUAUUUUCUUCCCGGUGAGAAGUGGAAGAUUUUGAAAACCAUUCUGGAGACGUUGGGUCUUAUCAGAAACGUAGCGAUGACGUUGCAGUCGGAACAAUUGACCAUUACCGAUUUCUUUGGUCUGUGGAUCGAAACAAAAAUCAAAUUAGAAAGGUACGAUAACGAUUUCGCAUUUUUGUUGAUAAAACAAUUAAAUGCUCACGAGAAGAUCUUGAUGGAAGACAAAAGUAUGCUAGCGGCCAUGUAUCUAGAUCCACGUUUCCAAAUUUUAUUGAGUAGCCAACAGAAAAUAACCGCCAAAUAUCACUUAAAAGAAAUUUGGUCCGUUCGCGAUUAUUUUAAUAGCAGCAAAGAAGAAAAAAUUAAGGAUAAUUCCGUUACUGAUAUUGCCAUCGAAGACGACGAUGAAUUGGAAGUAUUUUUGAAAAAUAAAGAGAAAGACGACAGAUCGAGGAAUGGGGUAUUCAAACCCGUUAUCGAAAAUAUCAUAGUGGCUUUCGAUGGAAUUGAAAGAAUGAACAGAAAAAAGAACGUUUUAGAAUUUUGGGAAGAAAAUAAAUAUAUUUAUCCUCAAUUAUAUCAGUUGGCAAUUAUUAUUUUUAGUGUUCCAGUUACGCAAAACAGUUUCCGUAAAGCUUCGUCGGGUUUAAACUUUGUUUUGCGUGAAAACAAAGAUUCGUCGUACAACGAAAUGUUAGAAGACAUUCAAUUAAUACGAGCGAAUUUGUCUUGUUUACGCUAAAUUGAAAUGCAUUGUUGUACUGUACGCAUUGAGUAUAUAAAAUAUUACUUAUUGUU